Messenger RNA from Blepharisma stoltei, 1662 nucleotides. NCBI's taxonomy places the organism in Eukaryota, Ciliophora, Heterotrichea, Heterotrichida, Blepharismidae. The record is from the annotation of a GenBank genome assembly.
AUGAAAGAAAGUCUUCAACUCACCCAAAAAAAUAAAGAAAGGAAACAAGCACUAGAACUAAGACUUCGGGAAUGCCUGUCUCAUAAAGGAUUAUUUAAGCGUCCAGAUAUCGUCCCAGAGCAUCGAAGCUCAGAAAAAUCAUCAUCCUUUUUGCAGAUCUCCGACAUUGGAAUGGAGCAGGAAGUUCUCAGCACAAAAGGAGAAAGCCCAAAGCCUGAUGAAGAGGCCAUUAUAAAGAUUAAUUCUCUGAGUGAAAAACUUCGCCAAGAAGAAAAUGUGCGCCAAGAAAUUGAACUGCAGUAUAAGGAACUUAAAACUAAAGAAGCAAAGUCUUCAGGAGAAAUUGAAAAAUUAACUCAUGAAAUAGAGAUUCUCAAUAAAGAAAUAUUAUCUGAGAGAGAAAUAUAUAGGGUAGAAAUAGAAAAUGGGGAAAAAAGACUAAAGUCUGUAUUUGAUGAGAAGGAUGGGAUCAUAAAUAAAUUGAAAAAUGAAUUAUCACAAAACCAAGCAGUCAUAUCAGAAUUGAAAGAAAAAAUAAAAUCACUAAACACUUCAUUUGAAGCACAAGUGAAUGAAGCUACAUUAAAAGAAAAAGAAAGCCAGUCUCAAGAAAUUUUGAGAUUAACCAGGUCACUUGAGCUAGAAAGAGAUUUACGAAAACAAGCCCAAGAGUCACUUGAAGAGCUUAAAAAUAAAAUAAAAUCCAACAGUGAAUGUGAAAGACUUCAAAAUGAAUUGAACGGAGCAAAAGAAUAUAUUUCAAAACUCCAAACUGAAUACCAGUCUUACUUCAAAAAGCUUAAUAAAGAACUCGGAGAUAUCAAACGCCAAAACAGAAUUUUGCUUGAUGAAGAAAAAUUGCAGGAACCCAAAAGAGAAGACAAUUUAAGACUCCAUAAGAGAUAUUCAAAUAUAGAAGAAAACCUCAAGGCCAAUAAUAAAUCUAUUGAAAAUGUAAUAAGGAAGAGCAGCAUGGAAAGAAGGGCUAAUCCAGUUGUUCAUUCAAAAGAGAAAAAAAAAUCAAGUUCUGAUUUAAAAAAGGUGAUUGAAGACCAAAUCGCUCAUAAUGCAGGGAUUGUGGAGCAGAUUGAAAGCAAGCUAAAGUUGACUGAAAAAAAAAUGCAAAAAUGCAAAACAAUUGCAAUCACCAAAAAUGAAAAAAGAUUUUUAACUGAAAACUCCGAUGAUUCAAUAAAUAAAACUCCUGAUUUGAAAAACGAGGCUAAAAAAGAGAGGCCGCCAGUUCAUGCAGCAUCUGCCAAAAAGCAUAAAAAAAGUGAAACUCAAUCAGCAAGGACACUCAAAGAAAGAUGUGACAUCUGUUUCCGGAAAAUUCAUCCUGACUCCUCCUCCAUGAUCGAACAAAAAUAUUUUGUUGAUUUUUUAAAAAAAUAUAUAUAUAAUUUCAAACCAAUUGGAAAGUAAAAAUAAAUUUAAUUUAUAUAAAAUAAGCUAUAAAUUUAGAUGCUUUAAAAUUCAACAGAAUUAGUUAGAGAUUUCAUUAUAAAGAUUAUCAUAUACAUAUCAAAAUAUUUUUUAAUAAAAAAUAUUUUUUCGCUAAUGAAGAACGGCUUAUUACCAAAAAAAAAGUAAUUUUUUUCCAACAUUUUUGUUUGCUCACGGAGGGGGAGUGAGUUUGAGCAUACUAUAGGCAUGCUUUAA